Erpetoichthys calabaricus (reedfish) is the source of this 2536-nucleotide messenger RNA. RefSeq names its product steroid 5 alpha-reductase 3 (gene srd5a3). Gene Ontology annotation, biological process: dolichol-linked oligosaccharide biosynthetic process; polyprenol catabolic process. The record is from RefSeq and is a predicted model, not a curated record. Gene Ontology annotation, molecular function: 3-oxo-5-alpha-steroid 4-dehydrogenase activity. Gene Ontology annotation, cellular component: endoplasmic reticulum. The transcript has 5 exons. The coding region runs from base 27 to 1001 and encodes 324 amino acids. NCBI's taxonomy places the organism in Eukaryota, Metazoa, Chordata, Cladistia, Polypteriformes, Polypteridae.
UACAUCUGCUCAGUUUGAAGAAAAAAAUGUCCUUUACCUGUUGGGCUUUCAUUGAUUUCAUUUGGUUAUUUCUCGCAUUAGCGUUCGCUUUUUCUCUUUGUAUCUUGAAAUUGAGUCGAGCUAAUGUUAACUACAGCAAUUCCAAAAUUUUGUGUAUUUUUGAAGAUCUAAUUCGUUAUGGUAAAACAAAAAACGAUUUACGGAGAGGAGCAUUUUUACGUCUUUUCGAUGUACCUAAAAGGUGGUUUUUCCAUUUUUAUAUUGUUUCUGUCAUUUGGAACAGCUUUCUUAUAAGACACCAUAUAAAUGCAGUGUUCUUUGGAGUGCCUUAUCCAAUUUGGUUAAGUGACCUUAGCAAUGCACUAACUAAUUUCUGUGUGCAACAUGAAAACGGCAAGUAUAACAAUAAUAUACGAUGUUGUGACCAGUUAUCAGUUCUUUUGAUUCAUCUACUUUUGUGGGUUCACUCCAUCAGAAGGCUUUAUGAGUGCCUUUUCAUCAGUGUGUUUUCAGAUGGAGUCAUACAUAUUGUGCAGUACUGCUUUGGCCUUGCCUAUUAUAUUCUGCUUGGUUUAACUGUAAUUUCUACAUCAUCCAUCAGUCAGGCUGGAGGUUCUACAGAGAAUCGUUAUGCACAGAUACAUUUUUCUCAUUUUCUGGGAAUUACAAUGUUUAUAUGGGCAUCAGUUCAUCAAAAUAGAUGUCUUACAAUUCUUGCCAAUCUUAGAAAAGAAAAUAAUGGUAAAGUAAUAAAUAUGCAUCACAGUAUUCCUGUUGGAGAUUGGUUCAGUCUGAUUUCAAGUCCACAUUACUUUGCAGAACUGUUAAUUUAUAUUUCACUCAGUCUGACAUUAGGUGGUUGGAACUUGACCUGGUGGCUUGUUGUAUUAUAUGUUUUGUUUAAUCAAGCAUUGGCUGCUGCUCUAUGCCAGGAGUUUUAUCACAAGAAGUUUGACUCUUAUCCAAAAUGUCGCUGUGCUUUUAUACCAUAUUUGUUAUAGCCUGACCAAAAAUAAAGUUUAGUAUCUCUUUUGUUUUCCUGUGUUAAGUAUAGGGGGAAAUUCAUUUGAAUUCCAAAAAUCUGUUUUUUAUUGCAUUUUUCAUUACUUUAUUCGAAUGUGUAUGAUAGUAUAUGAUGUGCCAAGACAAUAUCUUGUAAGAUAUCUUGUUGAGCUCAACAAACUUUACCAUGAACUGGAAAUGUGGAGAUAUGUGAUGUGAAAAUGUACUUUUUGGAAAUUAUGUCAAAGCAUCAAUUGCUGCAGUAUAGUAAUUAUGUAUUUAAAAAAAAAAACACAAAACAUGUACUAAAGUGGUAACACAAAUUGUUUUUGCCUCUUUUUGUAGUAGAGUUGUGAUGUAAUAUGAAUUGGCCAUGGCAAUUCCUCUUUGAACCCUCAGCUAAAUUCCAACCAUUCUUUCAGCACUGCUCCCCGUGAAUGUUGUGCCAAAUUAAUACCAAGGAGAACUUCAGAGCAAAGUCUUCUUACCUGCUGUAUGUAAAAAAUGACAGGACAGAACUCUGAAAAGUAAAUCCAAAGAAACAGGUACAAUUAAGAAAUUUCUGUGCAAUAAACUGUGACAGCAAUACAGAGCUUUCUGAAUUUCUUGGAAAAUGACUAGCUGAGAGAAGGAAUCAGUUUUUUUAAAAAAAAACAUUACUGUAUGUGGAAUUCAUUUAGGGGCAUUUUUCGGAUUUCAAACUCACCCCAAGCCCUGCCACGCUGUGCUGUGAAUAUUUCCGAUACUAAAAGUGGUGCAAAGCACUAACCAAGUGCAUCAUAGGACAAAUGAGAAUAUCCUGUUUUGACAUGUUAAGAGAAUUAAACCUGUUUUAUUUUGAGUAGUGAAAGUUGUAAGGGUACACAAGCCAUGUAUUCAGUAUUCUCAAAUGCCUUGUUAAUAUUGAUUUAGCAGAACACGUUUGAUUAAAUAUGAAUAACAUAGUCAAGAACACCAGUGGAAAUUAACAAGAGGUACAGUCUAAGGACAUGCAAGUUAGGUGGAUUGGAGAUGCUAAAGUGAACUGUGUGUGUGUUUGUUCAUCCAUGGACUGGCGCCCUGUCCAUGAAUUGUUUCCUGCCUUAAGUCUUGUGCUUACUGGGAUAGGCUCCAGCAUCUCCGUGACCCUGUUCUGGAUUUAGAAGAUGGAUGGCAUUUAAGACUUGUAUCAGUUAGCACUUCUUUACACAGAGGAUCAUUGAUAAUCUGGUACAAACUAUCACGUCAUGUAGUUGAAGCAGAAACCUUGACCAAUUUUAUAAAGUGUCUGGAUUAGAUAUUGGGACAGCUUAGUUAACCAAAAGAGCUUGGUAGACUGAGAGGUUUUCUUUUGUUUUCUUUGUUGUAAACACCAUGAAUCUGUGGAUUCAUCCUGGGCAGUGGAAUGAUAAUGGUGUGAGGAAUGUACACAUUAAAACUUUUCAUACCAAGUAAGUGUAACAUGAAUGUCAUUGUACUUUGGCACUGCUGCUGACCAUGUCAGUCCCUUGAUGGUCACAGUGUACACUUUAUUAAAUGGCUAUGUCAACCCAAA